AUGAGUUUAACAACGUCAAGAGUUGUCGGAAAUGAAUGGAAAUCAUUAAAACGUAAAACAAAUAUUCCAUUUUAUACGGGAAAAUCACAUUGGACUAAAAUUGAUCCUGUAUCUCAUUAUGAUGAAUUUGGUCGUGCUUAUACAACAACUGCAGCAUUUCAUAAAUCAUUUCCUAUUGAUAAUUUAUCGUAUCGUCAGUCUAAUUUCAAUAGACCAUUAUCACAAAUUGUAACAAAUGUUAUACCACAAAAUCCAUUUAAUCAAAUGGAUAUUAAUAAUACAACAAUAAAUGCAUCAAUAGAUAGUCGAUCACAUAUAGUACUUCGACAAUUACCAGGAAAAAAAUUACUACCAUUAAAAAAUAAUAUGAAAAAAGAAGAAGAAAUUGUUAAUAAUGAAGUUAACAAUUAG
Rotaria sp. Silwood2 is the source of this 411-nucleotide messenger RNA. The record is from the annotation of a GenBank genome assembly. NCBI's taxonomy places the organism in Eukaryota, Metazoa, Rotifera, Eurotatoria, Philodinida, Philodinidae.